This is a messenger RNA of Rhineura floridana, 2421 nucleotides long. It is a transcript of the gene DCDC2C, whose product is annotated as doublecortin domain containing 2C. The record is from RefSeq and is a predicted model, not a curated record. The coding region runs from base 1 to 1347 and encodes 448 amino acids. The transcript is spliced from 13 exons. Lineage: Eukaryota; Metazoa; Chordata; Lepidosauria; Squamata; Rhineuridae. Gene Ontology annotation, cellular component: microtubule organizing center; microtubule. Gene Ontology annotation, biological process: intracellular signal transduction.
AUGGUGGGAGCAACACGGCUUCGUGCUGUAUACAGCUUGACAGAUGCCACCCCUGCCCGGACAAUUUGGGUGUACCGUAAUGGUGAUCCAUACUAUUUGGGAAGGAAGUUUGUGAUCAAUCACCGAUAUGUGCCCAACUUCGAAGCCCUCAUGAUACAGCUGAACGAAGGUGUGCCAACACCCUUUGGGGUGAGGAACAUAUACACACCUCGACAAGGGCAUUCUGUUAUGGACCUGUCCAACUUUCAGCAGGGAGGCAGAUAUGUGGUCGGUGGCAGGGAAAGGUUUAGGAAGCUGAAUUAUUUCAAUAUAGGAGCAAAGAAACCUGAAAGAAAGAAGAGAGAUGAGGUGAUUCGGCCAGUAGUCCACAGUAAUAUACAAGUACCUUCCAAAUGGCAAUCAAGCGGUAAAAAGCCACUAAAUAUUAAUGUUUUCACAAAUGGAGAUAUGUUGAUAACACCUGUGAAAAUUCUCAUUCCCAAGUUUACACUGAAAAGUUGGAAUGGUGUCCUUGGACUGAUAAAUGAAAAAGUAUUUUCUCGCUCUGGGGGUAUUCAUAGGCUCUAUACUUUAAAUGGCCAGCGUGUACAAGGGUCUAAUGAUUUUGAACAUAACCAAUUUUAUGUUGGAUGUGGUAAAGAAAGAUUUCAGCCCAUGCCAUAUUGGCAGCACCCUAAAGUUCCAGAAGAUAUUCGGCGGAAUUUUUCUAACUCAGAUGGACCUCCAGAAAAGCCCCCUCCAAAAAAGCCUCCCAUGGAACCAUCAAAACGAGAAGGCAGCAUGCAGCCUCCUGUACAACCAUCAAAACGAGAAGGCAGCAUGCAGCCUCCUGUACAACCAUCAAAACGAGAAGGCAGCAUGCAGCCUCCUGUACAACCAUCAAAACGAGGAGCAGAAGACAGGACUUCAGUUUAUUAUGCAAAACCCGAGAAGGCAAAUCGUGAUGAGACUCCUAGACAUCUGACAUCUGAUGAUGGACAUGGUAUCUAUAAAGCUCAUGAGUUCCCAAAAGAAAUUGAAGAGGCUCGGGAGAUACAAGAAGACAAAAAUGUGCAAGUAGAAAUACCUGUUGACCAGGCUCCUGCUGAGGUUGUCAAUGAUGAGGACAUUUAUUCAAAUGCUGGGAGUAUAGAAGAAGAGGCCGAAGAAGAUUAUGUUGAUGAGAAACCUGAAAAAAAGGAAAAAAGAGGUGUUUUCAAGAAAAUGUUUGGAUUCAUGUUUAAAUCAAAGAAGAAAGAUAAAAAAGAAGAUACACAAGGAGGUUCUACAAAAGGACAAGAUGCAAAAAAAACCAGAAUGAGUUACACUGAGCAAAAUGAAUAUUUCGACGCAUAUGAUUAUGACUGAAGGAACUAUUUUGAACAUCUUGCCAUCUGUUAUAAAGGUUUUUAAUGUUGGAACUCAUGAAACAUCGUGUUUACCACUGGAGAUCUUCUGCACCAUCAUUUAAAUAUAUUUAAAUAAUGACAUCUUUCCAGUGCAAAUAGAAAUGUAAACUUUUAAUUGUGCAUUACGUGUUCCUUAUAUGUUGGUGAAUAUGUACAUACCAUUAUGUUUGGUGAGAAUUAAGAUGUUAAAAUAUUUAGCAAAACUGCCUCAUAUAGAGAUUUUUACUAUACAAGUUGUUGACGAUUAAUUCUCUUCGUAAUUUCCUGAUGAAUUACUCUCUCUGUCUGCCUAAUCAGCAGGCCUGUUGUGAAAUAUAAUUGCACUUGCAAGAAAAUUAGCAUCUCAUGAGAUGAGUAAGUUUGAUGAUUAAAUUUGGUAGAAUGAAGCAAUAACAUUCAAACACUCAAGUAGAAUUGCAUGCUGAUCCCUUUACCGCAAUUUGAUGACCUCUCUAAAGAAUAGAAUAAUGUUUGGGGAAAAAUUCAGUUUGACACAACUCACAACAUAGCAGAGAAAUUUUAAAGUAAGCUAUAUUCUCUUGGAAAAUGAAGGAAUUUCAUCUCAGUUAAAUUAAAAAUACUAGCCUUGAUCUGAGGUCAUCAAAACAUAAUUUAUCAAGUUUUUUAAAAAGCAAAAAUUUCUCAGACCUGAUAAUGAAACAUAUUUGCUGCUAAGUGUAUUACUAAACUGGAUCUGAAGCAUGGUAGCAGCCUUGGCAUUCAUAUCAGUAGGAGAUAAACUUCUGUGCAAGUAACAUGAUCUGUUGUUUUCCCCAUAUAAAGCAUAUAUUUUCCUCCCCAUAUUUUCCUCAACUAUAAGCACUAAUGUUUUUUCUUCCUGUCAUUUUUUAAACAAUAUGCAUUAUUUCUGGACUUGUAACUGUUUUUCCCUACAAAGUACAAAUAUUUGAUGAGGGGCCAACCAAAUCCUAGAUGAGAACCGACAGGCUCAAGACUAAAGAUGUGGAACAGCUUUUGAAACUAUUUCUCAGGCACUCUGUGAAAACUUCCUUGGUAUCUACAGAAUAAAGUG